Molecule: messenger RNA, 3579 nt
Organism: Triplophysa dalaica
Lineage: Eukaryota; Metazoa; Chordata; Actinopteri; Cypriniformes; Nemacheilidae
Product: solute carrier family 12 member 9-like
Exons: 13
Coding region: 16-2874 (952 amino acids)
Biological process (GO): chloride ion homeostasis; potassium ion import across plasma membrane; potassium ion homeostasis
Cellular component (GO): membrane
Molecular function (GO): potassium:chloride symporter activity
Source: RefSeq, a predicted model, not a curated record
CUUCAGUCCCCUCACAUGACUCGAGGCGGCCGUAAACACAGCGGUCAUGUGACUCGAGCCGGAGAGGAAGCGACAAUCACGGCGAUCAUGUCUGAACGGACGCCGCUGCUUCAUUACCGGCUCUCCGCCAGCGUCAAUGAAUCCGAGCAACGCGAGACCGUCACCGCAGGAGAUGAGCGCGAGCACCGGAGCCCGGCGACGGUCCGGCGGAAAACCGCCGUCAAACAGCCGCCGAAACUCAACACGUUCUUCGGCGUGGUGAUCCCGACACUGCUGUCAAUGUUCAGUGUGGUUGUGUUCCUGAGAAUAGGUUUUGUUGUGGGUCAGUGUGGUCUGUAUCAGACUAUAUUGAUGCUGCUGGUGGCGUAUUUCAUCAUCAGUAUGACGGUUCUGUCUGUGUGCGCCAUCUCAACCAAUGGAGCGCUGGACGCUGGAGGAGCGUACUAUAUGAUCAGUCGUGCUUUGGGUCCAGAGUUUGGCGGCAGUAUUGGGAUUAUGUUUUUUCUGGCUAAUGUGUGCGGCAGCGCCCUCUUUGUGCUGGGGCUGGUGGAGGCCAUUCUCGCCACCUUCGGUGCUCCUGAAGAUGGAUCGUCUGCCAUCUCACGGUACGCGGUGUUGCCAGGGGGUUACUGGUGGUCCUUGCUUUACGGCACAGUGGUUUUACUGCUGUGUUUGUUUGUGUGUCUGAUCGGAGCCGAUAUCUACGCUAAAGCCACCUUCAUCAUCUUCCUCAUCGUCAUGGCGGCGUUGAGCAUCAUUUUCAUCAGUUUCUUCGCUGUCAAGCCUCACGUCAUCAACCUUCCCAACCGGAACUCGUCCUUUGGUCCUACGGAAGCCAACUUCACCGGCUUUAAAUUAGACACGCUGAUGUCAAACCUGCAGGCGGACUACACAGUGGACUACACUACAAAUGUGAUGAUGACGUUUGCGACCGUGUUCGCCGUGAUGUUUAACGGAUGUACCGGGAUCAUGGCUGGAUCCAACAUGUCUGGUGAUCUGAAGAACCCGAGCUACUCCAUUCCUCGCGGCACCAUCACUGCCGUCAUAUUCACCUUCAUCAUCUACAACCUGCUGAGUUUACUGAUCUCCUGCACCUGUGGCCGAGUUCUCUUGCAGAAAGAUUACAGUUUUCUCCGAGAUAUAAACGUCUGGGGUCCUCUCGUGACCAUCGGUGUUUAUUCCUCCACGCUGUCAGCUGCUAUGAGCAAUCUGAUUGGUGCGUCCCGUAUUCUGUACGCUCUGGCCCGGGACGAUCUGUUCGGACGAGCUCUGUCUCCAGCUAAACGCACAUCAGGCAGUGGGAACCCCUGGUCGUCUGUCCUCAUCUCAUGGUUUCUUGUGCAGCUGGUUUUAUUCGCAGGGAAGUUGAACACUAUUGCAAGUAUCGCCACUAUAUUCUUUUUGCUGGUGUAUGCAGCUGUAGAUCUGGCCUGUCUGGCGCUGGAGUGGGCGUCCGCCCCAAACUUCAGACCCACGUUCAGGUAUUUCACGUGGCACACGUGUGUUCUGGGGAUCAUCGGCUGUGCCAUCAUGAUGUUUCUCAUCAACUCCAUCUAUGCGUCUGCCAGCAUCGCCUUCAUGAUUCUCUUACUGCUGCUCAUUCAUUACCUGAGUCCUGUCAGCAGCUGGGGCUGCAUCAGCCAGGCACUCAUCUUCCACCAGGUGCGUAAGUAUCUGUUAAUGCUGGACGUUCGUAAAGAUCACGUGAAGUUCUGGAGACCUCAGGUGCUGAUGAUGGUGUCAAACCCCAGGUGCAGUGUGGGAUUGAUCACCUUCAUCAAUGACAUCAAGAAGAGUGGACUCUAUGUGCUGGCUCACGUGCAGCUGGGAGAUCUGGAUGUUCUCCCGUGUGAUCCGCUGCAGACUCAGUAUGACUCGUGGUUGUCUCUGGUGGAUCAUUUGAAUAUUAAAGCGUUUGUGAAUCUCACGCUGGCAGAUUCCGUCAGACAUGGAGUUCAACACCUGCUGUUCAUAUCAGGACUCGGCGGUAUGAGACCCAACACUCUGGUCCUGGGUUUCUAUGACGACGCCCCGCCUCAGGACCGACUCCUGGACUCUACCCUGUCCAUAGUCAAACCCACCGAAAACUCGGCUCAGGUGGACGACCCUGAAGACACAGACGACCCUCCUUUUCAUUUCCCACCACUGAGAGGGGACAGAGGCGGGAAAUACCUGGGCCCUCAAGAGUACGUCUGUGUAAUCGCGGACGCCGUAAAGAUGCUGAAGAACAUCGCGCUAGCUCGAUACUUCGGAGAGUUUGAUCGGACUCAAGCUCUCACGGGUUCCGUGUUUGUGGACGUUUGGCCGGUGAAUCUGCUGCGACCGGACAGCGCCGCCUACGUCGACACCUGCUCGCUUUUCUUGCUGCAGCUCGCCUGCAUCCUGAACAUGACCAGGGCGUGGCAGAAAGCCAGACUCCGCCUCUUUCUCUGCGUGGAGGCGGGCCGGAGCCUCAAGGGGACGGAACACAAGCUCGGACUCCUCCUGAAAGAGCUCAGGAUGAAGGCGGAGAUCCGGACGGUCCCCUGGGACGCUCAGGUUGCCCUUCACUGGCAGCGGCAGACGGGCUCGGAGAGUCACCGAGAGGAGGAGCCAGAAAGUGACGUGGGCGGAGUCGAGCCCGACACUGAGUACGCCAACAGUUUUCAGAGCAACACGUCGCGCGUGUCCGACGAGUAUUUACAGGCGGUUAAUAAGCUGAUCCUGGACCAACCGCUCGGCCCGCCCGCCGUCCGCUUCCUGUAUCUGCCACGCCCUCCCGCGGACACCAGCCGUUACCAUGACUACCUGCAUCAGUUAGAAGUGCUCACGCGUGACCUGGGCCCGACCCUGUUGAUUCACGGGGUGACGCCGGUCAUCACCACCGACCUGUGAGCUUGACAUCACGCGCUCAAGUCUGAUAAUCCACUCCUGACGAUCAGAAAGUAUAGAAAGAAUUCAUGACGGUACACGUUUACUUGUUUGCCUGCACUUCACACGCGCUACGGAUCAUGAGAAGUUUUCCGCAUACUUUCACCUCUUUUCUGAUUUCUAUUUUCUUUCUUUAUUUCUUCUUCCUUCCUCUCCGGUGGAAACUGAACCUCACGGUUUGGCUCACGGUCGGCGCUCUCAACGUUCCACUUCUUUUUCUACAUUUUCUCUGUUUACACGUGUGAACGCUUCAGUACGAUACCUUCAUUUUUCUUUAAAGCUUGAAUGUUUUAGGAAACUCCAGAAGUAUUUUUCUUUUAUGCUCCAGAAGAAGAAGAACUGAUGUGUGUGUGUGUUUACUCCGAUCAAUAACGGUUGUCUUUCUAAAGUCUAAACUACUGCUGUGUUUUUAUGCUGUUUUAUUGACCAAAGUGCUUUGUGUUUGCAUUGUGUGUGUCCACAUGUGCCUUGCUUUACAUUGUUCCUAACGAAAGAGCACAAACACACACACAACUGACAAACACUGCGAUAUACCUCCAGACGGACGGAUGAAAAAACACUCUUUUGUGUGUUUGUGUUGUUUUUAAGAUCAAUUAUUUUAAGCACUGUAAAUGAUUGUGUAAAAAAUGAAAUGGGCAAAGGAUAUAAAUUAAAAAAUAUAUAAUGUUU